Molecule: messenger RNA, 1008 nt
Organism: Asparagus officinalis (garden asparagus)
Lineage: Eukaryota; Viridiplantae; Streptophyta; Magnoliopsida; Asparagales; Asparagaceae
Product: vacuolar protein sorting-associated protein 2 homolog 2-like
Exons: 11
Coding region: 148-837 (229 amino acids)
Biological process (GO): protein transport; late endosome to vacuole transport; endosome transport via multivesicular body sorting pathway
Cellular component (GO): ESCRT III complex; multivesicular body
Source: RefSeq, a predicted model, not a curated record
GAUGUAGAAUCGAGCAGCUCCCAAAAAAAGCCUAAAAAAGCUUCCUUUUUUAUUUUCCUGUCUCGCUUUUAGGUUCUCAAAAACCCUAGCUUUCAUCGUCUCUCUCCUCAGAUCUCGAAAUUGAUUGAAGGAGAGAGAGAAAGCGAGAUGGAGCUCUCGUUUGCUAAAGUUAGAAAGAAGGCGAUGAACAUCUUCAGGAAGAAAACCUCAGCCAAAGAGGCGCUUAGAUCGAGCAAGAGGGAAAUGUCCGUGGCCACUAGAAAUGUUGAGAGAGAGAUCGCAUGCCUGCAGUUGGAGGAGAAGAAGCUGGUCGCAGAGAUUAAAAAGACUGCGAAAACGGGAAAUGAGGCUGCCACUAGGAUCUUGGCUCGCCAACUUAUACGUCUGAGGCAGCAAAUCACAAAUCUGCAGGGAACUCGUGCACAGAUAAGAGGAGUAGCAACUCAUACACAGGCUAUGUAUGCAAGUACUUCAAUCUCUGUUGGAAUGAAAGGGGCAAGUAAAGCAAUGGGAGCAAUGAACAAGCAAAUGGAACCAGCAAAACAGGUUAAAGUGAUGAGAGAAUUCCAGAAGCAAUCAGCCCAAAUGGACAUGACGCUUGAGAUGAUGUCUGAGGCAAUUGAUGAAACGUUGGAUAAAGAUGAACAAGAAGAAGAAACUGAGGAGCUAACCAACCAGGUGCUUGAUGAAAUUGGAGUUGACAUUGCCUCCCAGUUAUCUUCAGCUCCUAAGGGUCGGAUUGCAAUGAAUAAGAGAAAUGCCGCACCUGCUCUGGCCCCUGCAGCUCAUGACGUGGAUGAUUUGGAGAAGAGGCUGGCGUCAUUGAAGUCCAAGUAGCAAAAUAAAUUUAGUUAAAACUAUUAUACAUGCUUGUACGAUAUGCUUAUCUUAAGUUGUUUCUGUGUUUUUUUUUUCUAUAGAAGAGUGACGGUAUAUAUAUUCUUUAUAAGUCCUAUGUAUAACGAAACACUAGUAUAAUGAAGCAGUAGGGUGUCUUCGGUUCGGAUA